Messenger RNA from Phodopus roborovskii (desert hamster), 1222 nucleotides. It is a transcript of the gene Sstr1, whose product is annotated as somatostatin receptor 1. The transcript has a single exon. Gene Ontology annotation, cellular component: neuron projection; membrane. Gene Ontology annotation, biological process: neuropeptide signaling pathway; cellular response to estradiol stimulus. Gene Ontology annotation, molecular function: somatostatin receptor activity; neuropeptide binding. Bases 1 to 1176 code for a protein of 391 amino acids. The record is from RefSeq and is a predicted model, not a curated record. Lineage: Eukaryota; Metazoa; Chordata; Mammalia; Rodentia; Cricetidae.
AUGUUCCCCAAUGGCACCGCCUCCUCUCCCUCCUCUUCGCCUAGCCCUAGCACAGGCAGCUGCGGGGAAGGCGCCUGCAGCAGGGGCCCCGGGACCGGCUCAGCGCACAGCAUGGAAGAGCCAGGACGAAACGCUUCCCAGAAUGGGACCUUAAGCGAGGGCCAGGGUAGCGCCAUUCUCAUCUCCUUCAUCUACUCCGUGGUAUGCUUGGUGGGACUGUGUGGGAACUCCAUGGUCAUCUACGUGAUCCUGCGCUAUGCCAAAAUGAAGACUGCAACCAACAUCUACAUUCUCAACCUGGCCAUUGCUGAUGAGCUGCUCAUGCUCAGCGUGCCCUUUCUGGUCACUUCCACGUUGUUGCGCCACUGGCCCUUUGGCGCGCUACUUUGCCGCCUUGUGCUCAGCGUAGACGCGGUCAACAUGUUCACCAGCAUUUACUGUCUGACUGUGCUUAGUGUGGAUCGCUACGUGGCUGUGGUGCACCCGAUCAAGGCAGCGCGCUACCGUCGUCCCACUGUAGCCAAGGUGGUGAACUUGGGCGUGUGGGUUCUGUCUCUGCUGGUUAUCUUGCCCAUCGUGGUCUUCUCACGCACAGCAACCAACAGCGAUGGCACGGUGGCCUGCAACAUGCUCAUGCCGGAGCCUGCCCAACGCUGGCUGGUGGGCUUCGUCUUAUACACGUUUCUCAUGGGCUUCCUGCUGCCUGUCGGGGCCAUCUGUCUGUGUUACGUGCUCAUCAUUGCCAAGAUGCGCAUGGUGGCCCUUAAGGCCGGCUGGCAACAGCGCAAGCGCUCAGAGCGCAAGAUCACUUUAAUGGUCAUGAUGGUGGUGAUGGUGUUUGUCAUCUGCUGGAUGCCUUUCUACGUGGUACAGCUGGUCAAUGUGUUCGCUGAGCAAGACGAUGCCACCGUGAGCCAGUUGUCUGUCAUCCUUGGCUACGCCAACAGCUGUGCCAACCCCAUCCUCUACGGCUUCCUGUCUGACAACUUCAAGCGCUCUUUCCAGCGCAUCCUGUGUCUCAGCUGGAUGGACAACGCUGCCGAGGAGCCAGUCGACUACUAUGCCACAGCCCUGAAGAGUCGCGCCUACAGUGUGGAGGACUUCCAGCCCGAGAACCUGGAGUCCGGAGGCGUUUUCCGUAAUGGCACCUGCGCUUCCAGGAUCAGCACACUUUGAGGCUGGCACUGCCAGGAGAGGGAGAGUUGUCAAAAGGGGGAGGGAG